This is a messenger RNA of Colletes gigas, 1375 nucleotides long. It is a transcript of the gene HtrA2, whose product is annotated as serine protease HTRA2, mitochondrial. The record is from RefSeq and is a predicted model, not a curated record. The coding region runs from base 40 to 1320 and encodes 426 amino acids. Gene Ontology annotation, molecular function: serine-type endopeptidase activity; protein binding. The transcript has 7 exons. Lineage: Eukaryota; Metazoa; Arthropoda; Insecta; Hymenoptera; Colletidae. Gene Ontology annotation, biological process: programmed cell death; positive regulation of apoptotic process; proteolysis.
CGUUAAAGUGAGGAGCUAGAUCCGAUUGGGAGUAGAAAGAUGGCCGCCCCCUUGUCGCGGUUUUCUUGGAACGUGUUAAGGCAGAAUCAGUUUCAAUACAAACAAGUGUUAAUUUUUCCGUGCGCGGAUCGGUUUUCACGAUGUAGACGCUUUUCUACGCAACAAGUAAAACGUCAAACUUUUUACAAAACCAAUAGAAAUGUUCUAACCUAUUCCAUUAUCUUCUCUGGUUUUGGUUAUAUUUUAUUCAAAUGGAAAGAUGAUAUUUGUGAUCGAUUUAGUAAUUUAAUGAAUUUUAUACCCACGGUACAUGCAAAAUCAAUACCCGUGUUGGAUAUUAAUCAUAACAGAGAUAAAUAUAAUUUUAUAGCUGAUGUAGUAGAAAUUUCAGCUCCUUCUGUGGUGUACAUUGAAAUCAAGGACAAUAAAAGACUUGAUUAUUUUACAGGUAAACCAAUUACUACUAGCAAUGGGUCUGGUUUCAUUGUUCAGUCAGAUGGGUUGAUAUUAACAAGUGCUCAUGUUGUAGUUAAUAGAGCAAAUACAACUGUGAAGGUACGACUUUAUGAUGGAAAUAUCUAUACUGGUAUUGUGGAGGAUGUUGAUAUGCACAGUGAUCUUGCUACUGUGCGGAUUAACAAGACCAAUCUGCCAGUAAUGAAGCUUGGUAGUUCAUCCACUAUUAGGCCAGGGGAGUUUGUGGUUGCUAUUGGAUCUCCCUUAGCUUUAAGCAAUACAAUAACUAGUGGAGUUAUAAGCAGUGUAAACAGACAAAGCGAGGAACUUGGUCUUUACAAUAAGCAGAUGGGUUACAUCCAAACGGAUGCUGCAGUUACAUUUGGAAAUUCGGGUGGUCCACUGGUCAAUUUAAACGGGGAAGCAAUUGGUAUAAGCGCGAUGAAAGUAUCAGCUGGUAUUUCGUUUGCAAUACCUAUAGAUUAUGCUAAAGAAUUUUUAAAGAAGGCAGAAAUGCGUCGGAAGGGCAAAGGUGCACAGACUGCAGUAGACAUCUCUAAGAAUCGAUACAUAGGCAUCACUAUGCUCUCCCUCACACCCAAUCUUCUCUCCGAGUUACAACACAUAGUCGAAGGAAUUCCGCAUAGCAUCAGGCACGGAGUCCUCAUCUGCAAAGUGAUCGUCGGGACACCGGCCCAUUUAGGCGGUCUGCAAGUCGGCGACAUUAUAACGCACGUGAACGGCGAGGAAGUAGCGAGCGCCGUUAACAUCUACAAGGCAUUGGAAACGGCAAAAAUUUUGAAGCUGACUGUCGUUAGAAGAAUGCAAGUGUUAAAUUUAAAAAUCGAACCGGAAGACGUGUAAAAUCAUAGCACGAUUUAUCUAACGUGCCGUUUCAAAUACACCAUUUUAGAAAUCG